Messenger RNA from Meloidogyne enterolobii, 909 nucleotides. The record is from the annotation of a GenBank genome assembly. Lineage: Eukaryota; Metazoa; Nematoda; Chromadorea; Rhabditida; Meloidogynidae.
UUUGUAUCAGGUUGAAUGUCUCUUAAUUUUGGAUUUUCAUUUUGUUGAAUUUCAUUUUCAGUUUUCUUUUUUAAUCUGAAUUUUCGCAUAUAUUCGAGCUUCUUUUCUUUAUUUUUUUGGUUGUAUGUUCGAUUAUGUUCUCGUCUUUUUUCUCUAUUAUUUCGCUCGUAUUCUCUUCUAACUUUAGCCGACCUUUCCUUAUUUUUCUGUUUGUAGUCUUUCAUAUAUUCUUGCAAUUUUUCUUUGUUAUUUUGGUAGUAUUCUUUUCUAACUUUAUCCAAUCUUUCUUUAUUUUUCUGAUAAUAUUCUUGCCAUUUUUCUUUGUUAUUUUCGUAAUACUUGCGAAUCUUAUUUUUAUUCUUUUGUUCGUAUUUUUCUUUUUUCUCCAGCUUUUCUUCCUCAUUAUUUCCAAUUUUGUCCUUUUUAGUGAUUUUAGUAAACUUUGUAUUUAAAGCCUCAUUAAGAUUAGAUUGAGAUGGAGCAUCUAUCUGAGGAUGAAUAUUUCCUUGAUCAAACUGAACGUUCUCUUUAGAAACAAUCGGCUCCUUUCCUUUAUUUCCACAAUCAUUUUUCUCUGGAUUAAUAAAAGAUGUUCCUUCGCUAUUAUGAGCCUGAAUAUUUAUUAAUUUUGGAUUUUCAUUUUGUUGAAUUUCGUUUUCAGUUUUCUUACUUAAUCGGUAUUUUCGAUUAUAUUCUUGCUUUUUUUCUUUAUUAUUUUGGUAGUAUUUUCUGCUAGCUUUACACAAUCUUUCUUUAUUUUUCUGAUAGUAGUCUUUUUCUUUUCUAUCUUGGUAAUAUUUUCGAAUUUUUUCUAUAUUCUUUUGGUAGUAUUUUUUAUGUGCAUCUUUUUUCUUUGAUUUUUUUCAUUUUUAUUAUUUCCAAUUUCGUCUUUUUUAGUGAUUUCAGUAA